Messenger RNA from Eruca vesicaria subsp. sativa (arugula), 1869 nucleotides. The record is from the annotation of a GenBank genome assembly. Lineage: Eukaryota; Viridiplantae; Streptophyta; Magnoliopsida; Brassicales; Brassicaceae.
UGCAACCACUAGUGUUUCAAAAUUUGUAGGCGCUUGUUAGAAGAUAGAUAAAAUGCUAGCCACUUGUUAAGCAGCUAUUAUAUGUAUAUAAUAUAUUCUUAUGUAUAAUAUUCGUUCAGUCCAUGAAUGAAGUAAACAAGUUGUGGUUCUUAGAUUUAAUCAAAUUGAUUAGUAGUUUAGCUUGGAAUUCUCUGUCCCCUAUGUUCAGAGAAUGUUCCUUCUCCUUCAAGUCACAACUCUUCCACAUUUUAACGCUAAAUUAGUUAUAAUUUUUCCCUAUCUAAGCGUUUACUUUUCGAGUUUUUUCCCUCGAUUCCAGAUCCUUCGUUCUUGCACAUCAUCUCUCUUAGAUUUUAAAGGAUCUUUGAUCGUAUCUUGCUAGAUUCCAAAGACAUUCUCAUUUCAUUUUAGUAGUGACAUUUAAGGAAUUAUUUCAAUUCUUGGUUGCUUAAAUAAGUUUUUCAGCAAAUGGAAUCACACAAUGCCCAAAGGAGGAGUUACCAGGUGGUCAUAGCAGCGACGAGAGACAUGGGUAUUGGUAUGGAUAUGAAACUUCCUUGGGAUUUACCCAAUGAAUAUCAGUUUUUCCAAGAUGUAACAACUAGGACAUCUGAUCCUCGUAAGAGGAAUGCAACUAUCAUGGGAAGAAAGUCAUGGGAAGCUACUCCUCUCGAGUUUCGUCCCCUUCCUGGUCGCCUCAACGUUGUCCUGACACGAUCUACCUGUCACAAUAUUCCCAUUGAUGACGGUAACGUAUUGGUGUCUAGUAGCAUGGAAUCGGCUCUUGAACUUUUAGCCACACCGCCUUAUUCAUUUUCCAUUGACAAGGUUUUCUUCAUUGGAGGUGGCGAGUUGUUAAGACAUUAUAUGAAUGGACCCAGCUGUGAUGCUAUCCACCUAACAGAAGUUGAUAUAAGCGUGCCAUGCGACACAUUUGCACCCAGGGUGGAUACUUGUCUAUACCGUCCAUGGUACUCAUCACUUCCAAUUGUGGAAAAUGGAAUCCGAUAUUGCUUUAACACUUAUGUUCGAAGAACAGUUCCCAAUGUUGGGUCAGAUUUCAUUCAAUAUUCGUUCUUGCCAAAUAUGGUUUUCGAGAGACAUGAGGAGUUUGGUUACUUGAAUCUUGUUCAAAACAUUAUAUCUAAUGGGGACAUGAAUGACAAUAGUACUCUUCUGUCUAAAUUUGGUUGUCAGUUGCGGUUCAACCUGCGCAAGACUUUCCCGCUUCUCACGACCAAGAAAGUAUUCUGGCUAGGCGUUAUAGAGAAAGUCCUACAACUCGUCAGUGGUUCAACAAAUCCCAAGGAAAAGGGCAGUAAUCAUAUAUGGGAGAGUGAUGAGGCUAAAGAAUAUCUUGACAGUUUCGGAAUGAAUGCCACAGAAGAAGAUGGAGACAACCACCCACUCUUGUGUGGACUCCACUGGGGACACUCUGAUGCUAGGCAAGAAUUGAGCCAGCUCUCUGAUGUUAUAAACAAAAUUAAGAACAGUCCUCAUGAUCGAGGAAUCACACUUUCAGCUUUUACGUUGUCGGUAUCUCCUUGCCAAACGUCGGCACAGUUCUAUGUGGCGAAUGGUGAACUUUCCUGUCAAAUCUACCAGAGCUCAACUGAAGCAAGUCUGGUGAUUCCUUUCAGUAUCGCAGCAUACUCUCUCUUGACAUGCCUCAUGGCUCAUGUUUGCGAUCUCGUAGCUGGUGAUUACAUCCAUGCGGUUGGAGAUGCUUAUGUUAAUACAUCUCACAUCAAGGCUAUACAAAAACAGCUUCAAAUCUCCCCUAAACCUUUCCCGAUUUUGAAAAUCAAUCCCAAGAAAACGAAGAUUGAUCACAUCGAAGCUUCUGAUUUGGACCUCCUGGACAUAUAA